Molecule: messenger RNA, 4438 nt
Organism: Gigantopelta aegis
Lineage: Eukaryota; Metazoa; Mollusca; Gastropoda; Neomphalida; Peltospiridae
Product: syntenin-1-like
Exons: 8
Coding region: 237-1127 (296 amino acids)
Cellular component (GO): plasma membrane; cytoplasm
Molecular function (GO): protein binding
Source: RefSeq, a predicted model, not a curated record
CAUGAACAUGACCUGGAGGUAACUGUUCACACACCUGUAUUUCAAAGUGUCCUCAACUAGUCAACACAUUGGAUGCACGAGAUAGAAAUCCUACCUUAAGACAGACAUCCAGUGAAUAUGUUGAACUAGAAAGAAACAACCCUGGGAACAUACCACCACCUAUUUCCCUGUGAUCAACACAUGGCUAUAAAGUAACAGUACAUAGAAGAGACGACUGUUGUGCGAUAUCUGUAACAAUGUCUAACAUUUACCCAUCGCUGGAGGAUAUGAAAGUGGGCCAGUUGCAGAAGGCUCAGGUGCAACAUGAACACCAGCUACAGGGACCUCCAGCUGGUUCAUACCCACCUCAGGGGCAGGAACAGCAACCCAGCCAUUCUCUGUACCCUUCACUCGAAGACUAUAUGGGUCUGUCUCUGACACAACAGUUUGUUGACCAGAAUAUGCCAGUUGUUGCAGCUCACCCACAAUCAAUGCAAGUAUCCACACGACAAACCAGUUUAAUGCAAGUGGCACCAGUGACAGGCUUCAACAAAGGCCUUAUCCGGGCUGAAAUCAAGCAUGGGGUACGGGAGGUGGUGCUGUGUAAGGACCAGGAUAACAAAAUUGGUGUUCGAAUGAGGCAUGUCAACAAUGGUUUAUUUAUUUGUCUGGUACAAACCAACUCUCCGGCUGCACUGGCAGGUCUCCGGUUUGGUGACCAGAUUCUACAAAUCAAUGGUGAGAAUGUUGCAGGCUGGAAUACCGAUAAGGCCCACAAAGUGCUGAAAGCUGCUAACCCAGAGAGAAUCACAAUGGCUCUUCGAGAAAGACCAUUUGAGAGAACAAUCACAUUGCAGAAGGACAGCCAUGGCUAUGUUGGUUUUGUCUACAAAGAUGGCCGCAUCAAAUCAAUUGUGAAAGAUUCAUCAGCAGCAAGAAAUGGCAUGCUCACAGACCACAUCAUCACAGAAAUAAAUGGACAGAACUGUGUGGGAAUAAAGGACAAGGAAAUGGGAGAACUGUUUGAUGCAGGUGGCAGAACCAUAACAGUGACCAUCAUUCCGUGUGUGUUGUAUGAUCACAUUGUCAAGUGCAUGGGAGGAAGCAUUAUCAAGAACAUGAUGGAUCACUCGAUUCCUGAUGUAUAAAGAAACAUGUGCCAUGAUGUGGACCUGUUGGAAAGGCCCAUCCCAUAAUAAACUGUUCAUUAGCUUUCCAUAAAUUUUUACUAAAUUAUUCCACGUGAACAAUGUUUAAUUUUUUGCAUUCUUAUUGGGAUAAAAACAUAAGUAGACAAAUGUUAGAAAUAAUUUUGGAAAUGCAUCAUUAUCGGUUUGCAUCAACUGAUCAAUUUUAUAAUUAUGCAGUUCCAAUAAACUUAGCAGGAUUUGCUUAGAAAGACUAUUAUGCAUCUAUUAUAUUAACUGGGACAGAGUCAAGAAGUUUACCCAAUUAUGCAUGAAACCACAACACAUUUCACAUCAAGAUUAUAUCAAUAACGUUUACACAAACAAUAUUAUAAACAUAUUCAAGGACAAACAAAUUUAUAAAAAAAUAUACUUUGUUAAAUUAUGCUGCUAACAUUAAUUUAAAAAAAUUGAUGGCAAGUAUUUUUCCCAAAAGAACCAUGUGCAAAUUUUUUGCAUGAAGAUCUAUGCGGAGUUGUACAGUGUGACACAAUCAAUCGCCUGAUCAGAGGUCAAGACCUCUCAAAAAGCAUAUUCCCAAUGUGAAGAGACGAAAAAUAUCUCAUGGGUAUCUCUUCCACUGCAGCAUAAUAAAACAAAAAUCCUUGCUACUAAUGAAAACAUAUAGUAGGGUCCUCUAAGACUGUCAGAAUCACUAUAUGUUUGACAUCCAGUAGCCAAUGAUAAUAAAUCGAUGUGCUCUACUGGUGGUGUUAAGCAAAACUAAUUUUUUAAUUAUAAACUUUAUAGUUAACAAUCACAUAGCUAGAAUCCAACAGAACGCCAUCAAUUUUUCAGUGACAUUUAGCCAAAUUGUUUCAAGAAAAUACCCAAAACAAUGGCCUACAUAAUGUAUAAAAUACAUAGGACGAGUAUUUUUCCAAUCGAGCAGAUAUAUGUACGAAUUACAGGAAAAAAUUAGAUGUACUUUUGUAUGACCUUUGUUUAUUUCCUGUUCAUACAUGUACUUUCAUCGGUGAAAAAAUAUGAUCAAUCCAUAAUUAUUAGAUUUUGUUUGAAUUGUAAAUUUCUUCACAUUUACAUAUUUUACCAUUGAUGCUAACAAUACAUUAUCUGGUGGACAGAAUUGCACAUAAUAAAAAUCUGUGAUUUUUCGAAUGUUCUAAACCCCUUUCAUUCCUCAUUUAAUACCAAGUUUUUGUAAAACAAAUUAUGAUGUGUUGGACUUCUUAAAUGACAUUUUUGUUUUAAUUUUUGCUUAUUUGUUUCUCACUUAUGCCUACUAUUGUAUUAACAAAAUUUAGGCAGUGUUAAAUUUUGUAAAUGUUUGUUAAUAAAUGUACAUAACAUGUAUAUGUGAAGUCUUUUCAUUGCUGAUAUGUAUCAAAUUAUAAAGAUAGUUACGUUUUCCCAUUAAUUUUGAUUAGUAGUUUUAUUUUAUACUUUUUUUUUUUUUUUUAAAUCAUAAACAUUUAAAAUAAAAAUGUUCAUUGAUAUAUAUAUUUGAUAAACAUGUAUGCAUUAUCAGAAUGUAAUUCAUAUUAAACUUUAGAUUACUGGAUUAAUCCAUUAUGCUACACAUGAUUAUAAAGAAUAACAGUUGGAUAAAAUAGCAUAUACUGGUGGUGGUUGGUAUGUUUUAACACAUUUUGUUAUUAAUAGUAAUAAUACUAUUUUAUAUCGGAUUCUGUAAUUUGAACUAAUCACUAUUCACAUUCAAAAAUGUGUAUGUAUAAUUUUCAGUAGCUGUUAAAAAUAUCCAAUGUAGUUCUUCCAAAUGAUAGAUUUGCAAUUGCAUAAAAAUGUAACAUUUAAUGGAACACACUUUAGCUGGGAAUUAUGUCUCUUUUUAUCACCUCAAUGGUGAAAUUGUCAAAUUUAAGUAUUAACUUAUAUCAAAGUUUGACCACAAAGACAAGAUUUAGAUUUUUUCAUUAGUUGUGUAGAAUAAUGCAGAACUCUGUAAUGGUCACUAAUAUCUCCAGUUGACUAUCCAAUCUUUAUCACGAUUUAAAGAAAUAUUUGUGUAAUUAUAUCUGCCUUUGUGACCCAUUUACUGUUGUGCCUCAAAUGGCAUAAAAUGGUCAAGAACUACUAGUAUACAACACCUGGGUGGGACGUAACCCAGUGGUAAAGCGCUCACCUAAUGAGUGGUUCAUCUAGGAUCGAUCCCUGUCAGUGGAAUCAUUGGGCUAUUUCUCAUUCCAGCCAGUGCACCACGACUGGUAUAUCAAAGGCUGUAGCAUGUGCUAUUCUGUGAGAUGGUGCAUAUAAAAGAUAAAAUUGGUUUUCCUAUUUUUGGAUAUACAACAUAGUAAAGUUGACCCACACAAUUUCAGAUAACAAUGACCUAUGUAAAGAUUACCACUGAAUGUAACACCAUGAACAUGUAUUAAGCUAUAUAUAAAAUUGCAUUUUGUGUUUCUGUUCUACGCUAAAUCCCAGCAAUUCAAAGUACGGUAAGCAAGAGCAACUGGCCCCCAGAAAAUUUUGAUUUUCUUUUUUCUUUUAUCCAUGACCCUAUGAUACUUGGGACUCCCAUUUUGUUUUAUCCCCAGCCAGUUGUUUUAGCCUAGAUAGUCCUAAUGAGAAACAAAAUGUUUUUAUCUGUUGAAUAUGCCAUAGAUGUUUAUUGUCAUGUUGUAAUAUUAUAAUAAUUGGUUUAUUUGAAUUAUUUGGAAUAUCUCAGUAUUGCACUACGUAUAAACAAAAUUAAAUUCAUUAUACAACAAUUUAACCACUAAAAUGUUAAUGUCUUAUUUUUAAUCAUCUCGCUAUGUAUAUUGGUAAACAUAUUUAAUUAGUUUUAUAUUAAGUAAUACAAAGGCAAUUACUUGCAAAAAGAUAGUUUUUAGACUGUGAAUUAUAUGUAUUUUAAUUAAAUGUAUUAGGCCUGCUUUUCACUAACACGAUUCGGACCCAAAAAUUUACUUUUCCCUAUCUGCAUUUUCUCAAGCAGAUUACUGUAAAAAGAAUUUACGUUGGAGUGUACUUUAAGCUGAAAGUAAAUGCUUCAUGUUGUGUCGCCACACUGAAAAACGUGUGCAGAAAAAUUGCUUACCAAUCAAUUGCCUCCCCCCCCCCCAAAUGAUGAAUGCCCGGAUGCAGAAUCGCAUCUAUGUAAAAGGUAGUAUGAAAAUAUACUGUAUCGAUAAACUUGCACAUGAAAUAAUGUUAAUGGAAAGCAGGCCUAACAUUUGAGAAUGAAAUGUAUUGUUGUUAAAAUCAAUCACAAUAGAUUAUUGUGCACAUUUACUGUAUUGUUUGUUUGUAUAUUUUAUUAAUAUUGAAUGAUAAAUAUUAGGCUUUUA